AAACACGAAGUUUAGGAAAUAUAACCAUAACGUAGAGUAAUUUAUAAUUAGUUUUCGUUUUAAAAACUCUGAUCUAUAUCAAUUACUUUAUGUUUAUCUAUCUCUUCAAGUUAAAAUAUCAAUUAACUUAAUUAAUUGGAACAAAAUCUAAACAAAAGUAUGAAAACAAAAACCACGUGGUUGACAUUUAAAAUUGUUUUUACAUUUAUUUUCCUCAAUUUUCCUGUUUUUCAUUCAUAAAAUUUUAUCAAUUAUUUAACUAACGACAAAAAUUAGUUAAACAAAUUUGGAAAUAUGACGUCAAGAAAAAGAUCGAAUGCAUUUAAAUGGGUAAAAUGUGAUAAAUGUGACUGUCUUAUUAGUACAGAAGACAAUGAAAAUCAUUUGGAGGAAUGUCCUCCACCUAAGGAAAAUUGGAUUUACAGAUUUAUACGAAACGGAGUUUUGCAUAGUUUGGUUGAAAUUUACAAUGCGAAGGAUAUGCCAGAGAAUAUUAGCGAAACUGAAGCUAAUAAAAUGAUAUUUCUAUCAACUUCCGCUAUGGAAUUUUGCAAUAUUGCUUUAGGUGAUGACGUAAUUGUUGUUGGAAAUAAUGUUGUUGUUAAAACUGCUUUCCAUUCUAACAAUUCAAAUGUCGUUAGUGUAUCACUAACAAAAAGUGCCUUAGAAUUAGACAGACUUGGUUCGCACAUAAAAGUUCAAAAACUAAAAACCGCACCACGUCUCGCUAAGGAAAUUUUUAUCGAAUACCUAGGAAAACAAACUUUACCGACCUUUUCAUCCGAAUUCGAUUUGAUGAUUAAAAGUCACACGGACAAUAGUAUUUUUGCCAUCGACAAUAGAAUUUCCAUUCCAUUUUACUGUAGAAAAUUGACAUUUAAAAUUGUCAAAGUGAAAUUCGACACUGAUUUGCAUCGCGAUGAGGAGGAAGAAUUAACGAAAGAUUUAAGCAAAACUUUCGCCGAACUAAAUAUAUCAGAAGACAAUAUAAAUCUCUACAAAGCAGUUUAUAACACCAAAUGGAUUAUUCUCGAAAAUAAAGUACAAACAGAAAAGAGAAAAAAGUUCAAAUUGGAAAAUAUAGGUGGAUAUGGAAAUCUUAUUUCAAAAAUAAAAAAUCUAAUGGACGAUGCUUUGGGAUUAUGUGGAGAAAUUAGUCAAUUUAAUGCAAUUAAAGGCAUUUUACUCUACGGUCCAUUGGGAAUUGGAAAAUCGACAAUAGCAAAUACUCUAAUAUCCGAGUACAAUGUCAAUUCGAUAACAAUCAGUGUUUUGAAUUUAAUCCCCAAAUCCCAGGACGAUACGGAAACGGUAUUAAAGGAAUAUUUCGACGAAGCAAUUCUUAAGGCUCCGAGUAUAAUACUCUUAGAGGACGUGGACACUAUUUGUCCGAAGAAAACCAGUUCGAGUACAGAUCAAGAGAGAAAAUUACUCGCUACGUUAAUUAAUCUAUUCGAUGAAUUGCGUUACACAAAUGCAAGAGUUGCCGUUUUGGCGACAACAUCGAAAUUGGAUUUUGUCGAUAAUGCCCUACGUAGAUCGGGCAGAUUACAAAAGGAAUUUGAAAUCAAUGUUCCCGAUCGUAUAAUGCGAAAGGAUAUUUUGACAAAAAUUCUAAUCAAUGUACCGAAUAAUCUCACUGAACAGGAGGUGGAAAGUAUAUCGUCGGAAACACACGGUUUUGUAGCCGCUGAUUUGGAGGGUUUGUGUUCCGAGGCAAGAUCGUGUGCCAAGGAACGUUUAUCGAAGGAAACGGAAUUUUUCCCAACAAACGAUAUUGAGAUAAGUUUCGAGGAUCUUGAGUACGCCUUGAGAAAUGUGAAUCCAUCGGCAAUGAAGGAAGCCCUGGUGGAAGUGCCAAAUGUCAAAUGGUCUGAAAUCGGUGGACAAAAUGAACUGAAAUUGAAAUUGAAACAAGCUGUCGAAUGGCCUUUGAAGCAUCCGGAAGUCUUUAAACGAAUGGGUAUUGUUCCACCGAAGGGAGUGUUGAUGUUUGGUCCACCUGGAUGUUCGAAAACAAUGAUUGCCAAAGCUUUAGCGACCGAGAGCAAUCUUAAUUUUCUCAAUAUUAAUGGUCCUGAAUUAUUUUCAAAAUGGGUGGGAGAUUCUGAAAAAGCUGUGAGGGACAUUUUCCGAAAAGCAAGACAAGUCGCACCGUCAAUUAUUUUUAUUGAUGAAAUUGAUGCCCUUGGUGGUGAAAGAGCAUCGUCAUCAUCAAAAAGCGGUGGAAGUAACGUUCAGGAGCGCGUUUUAACACAACUUUUAACCGAAUUAGACGGAGUUACCGCAUUAGGAAAUGUUACUUUAGUUGCCGCCACUAAUCGACCUGACAGACUCGACAAGGCUCUCCUACGUCCUGGUAGGCUGGACCGAAUAAUUUACGUUCCACUUCCUGAUGUUGAGACACGAAGAGAAAUUUUUUCGAUAAAAUUAAAGAAAAUGCCAAUUGCUGACGAUAUUAUUAUUCAGGAUUUGGUUGACAUUACCGAGGGUUAUUCGGGUGCGGAAAUUCAGGCAGUUUGUCACGAGGCCGCAAUGAAUGCACUGGAAUUAGAUUUGUCAGCGACAAUUAUUACAAAAGAACAUUUUCGAACAGCUUUAUCAGUUGUGAAACCAAGAACAUCUGUGUCCUUAAUCAAAAUGUACGAUAAUUAUUUAGCCAAUGCGGAUUUACAAACAGUGAGAACUACAUUGUAAAUAAUAAUUUUUACACAUGACUGACACAUCAUUUUGUUGUGAUAAAUAUUUUCGUUAUUAUACAUUUUUAUUUUUUAAGAAAAUGAAAAUAAUAAAUUUUUAAAAUAAUUGUAAAA
Leptopilina heterotoma is the source of this 2813-nucleotide messenger RNA. RefSeq names its product ATPase family protein 2 homolog. The transcript has 5 exons. Gene Ontology annotation, cellular component: cytoplasm. NCBI's taxonomy places the organism in Eukaryota, Metazoa, Arthropoda, Insecta, Hymenoptera, Figitidae. Gene Ontology annotation, molecular function: ATP binding; ATP hydrolysis activity. Bases 295 to 2697 code for a protein of 800 amino acids. The record is from RefSeq and is a predicted model, not a curated record.